AUGGUCAUACCGGCAGAGUCUCCAGACAAGAAAUUUGUCCUUCUUGUAGGAGCGUCUCAUCUUCGUGCCAUCGUUGAUGGAAUUGUGAAGACGCCAGAGGGAAGAUUUUCCUUUAGUGCCAUGUCCACACCGGGGGCAUGUGCAACCCAGCUGCGCACUGAGGCAGCCAAUGCUGUGCUGCCUAGGACACCUGAUGCAGUCUAUGUGAUGGACACCAGCAACUACCUGACAUCCAGCAGGACCAUCACUGAAGCAGGAGUAUACUUUGCAAAGCUCCUUGCAACCGCCUGUGUGAAGUACUCAACCAUUGCCGAGUACUUCCCUCUGAAUGAACUCGACCUUUGGAGCACAGAUGGCGUGCACUUCAGUGAUAGUGCAGGAAGUCCAAUCCUGCUCAGUUCAAUCUGGAAUGCAGCCUUCAUGCAACUUGUUCCAGUUGAGCUGAAGCCAUCUGUUUUUCCGAGAAGAUCAUCACCUGCAAAGAGAGUGACUCCUAUGGUGAUAGUCAAAGCAGAGGUUGCCAAACCACCGCAACUGGAUCCUUCCAAGUGGACAGUUAUUGGCCAGGGCAGGAAGUGCAAUGUUGGCAAAGAUGGACAAAAUUAG
This is a messenger RNA of Eleginops maclovinus (Patagonian blennie), 606 nucleotides long. RefSeq lists its product as uncharacterized. Lineage: Eukaryota; Metazoa; Chordata; Actinopteri; Perciformes; Eleginopidae. The transcript has 5 exons. Bases 1 to 606 code for a protein of 201 amino acids. The record is from RefSeq and is a predicted model, not a curated record.